AUGCUGGUUGAUUAUCCAGACUCGAGUUCUGAAAGCGAUCUUGACAACAAGACAAGGAUAAAUCCUGCUCGAAAGCGAAAGGCUCAAGCCGAGCCCAUGCAGGCGGCGGCCUCCAGGAGACCUCCUCCUCCUCCUCCUCCUCCGCCAACAUUUCACUCGCUUUACACAGCUGCUGCUCGCACAUCUACCUCUGAUGAUCCAUCUUUACAUGAUGGCCGGACUCGUCAGAUUCCGCACGUGGUAGGUAACUGGCCUACCCAUGUUUAUCUAGAAUGGUAUCCUGCGCCAAAAGAGGUUACACUUGUAGGCGAUAUCAUCAGGCAGGCAUCUCUCAAAAUCAAUGCAGUCAGAACCAUAUCUGGCGCGGAGACCUUGAUCCAUCCAUUUCUCAGAUCAGAUCUUGGAGCAUUACUCCCUCUUCAUGUCAGUUUAUCUGCCCCACUGGUGCUGAGAGCGGAGCAGAAGGCCCGCUUCCAGGAAAAUCUACAGGCUCAACUGGAGCAAUCGCAUGUCAAUUCAUUUAUGGUAAAUAUCGCAGGGCUAGAAUGGGUCUCGAACCACGACCAAACGAGAUUCUUCCUCGUCCUGAGGCUGAGUCAGCCCAAGGAUGACCAAUUAAAUAAGCUCCUGAGUGCCUGCAAUAAGUCGGCCCAGCAGUUUGGUCUGACACAGCUUUAUGUUGACCCAGGAGAAGCCGGUCCACAAGCUGACAAUAACGACCGAAGGAUACCCGAUCGGUCAAGUUCGUUUCACAUCAGCAUUGCGUGGACACUUCAGAGGCCCACCGAGGAAGCUACAGAUUCGCUCUCUCAGUAUGCUGUGGACCGCUGUCGAGAACUUGAGAUUAAGUUUGACCGCCUCAAGUUGAAAAUGGGUAACAACGUUUUCGAUAUUUUGCUCGACAAUUGCAAUAGCGGCCGCGACAUCCCAACUGCAGUUGAAUCCUCCCAAGAGUUCGUUGAACCUGCGUAA
Molecule: messenger RNA, 972 nt
Organism: Exophiala aquamarina CBS 119918
Lineage: Eukaryota; Fungi; Ascomycota; Eurotiomycetes; Chaetothyriales; Herpotrichiellaceae
Exons: 1
Coding region: 1-972 (323 amino acids)
Biological process (GO): U6 snRNA 3'-end processing
Cellular component (GO): nucleus
Molecular function (GO): 3'-5'-RNA exonuclease activity
Source: RefSeq, a predicted model, not a curated record